GCAUCAUUUGCUCUUGGCGAUACUACCUCGUCUGUAUAUAUGAAGGAAAAUCCACCACCCCUCCCUACCACUCGUUCUAUCUUUGCUACAGGUUUCCACCAUGGGCAACACAUCGAGCAGUGCAGUACAAAAGUGCCUCGAAGGCGCCGUAGGAAGUGACAACGUAGCCUUCAAGGGUGCACCGUUGUUCCAGAUCACCCACGUCAAGCCGUAUAACCUCGAUAUACCUGUUUCACCGGCUGCGGUUACUUACCCUGAUUCAACCGAGCAAGUCGCUGCUGUCGUCAAUUGUGCAGUUGAAAAUGGGCUAAAAGUGCAGCCGCGCUGUGGUGGACAUUCGUAUGCUAAUUACGGUAUUGGAGGGCAAGACAAUACCAUUGUUGUGGACAUGAAACAUUUUCAACAGUUUUCCAUGGAUCAAUCGACCUGGCAGGCCACGAUUGGUGGCGGUACCCUCCUGGACGACGUGUCAAAACGGCUUCACGAGAAUGGGAAACGAGCGAUGGCUCACGGCACCUGUCCCCAAGUGGGUAUCGGGGGUCAUGCGACUAUAGGUGGCUUGGGUCCAUCGUCUCGAAUGUGGGGCUCAGCAUUGGACCACGUCGAAGAGGUAGAGAUUGUAUUAGCCAACUCGUCAGUCAUUCGCGCUUCCGAGAAGCAGAACUCGGACGUAUUCUUCGCCAGCAAAGGUGCGGCAGCUGGAUUCGGUAUCAUCACUGAGUUCAAGGUGCGCACACAGGCCGAGCCGGGCAAGGCCGUGCUUUACUCGUACAACAUCCACGGCGGAGAUGCCGCUGCCAAGGCAAAUGCAUUCAAGCAGUGGCAGAAAUUGAUCUCAGAUCCAACGCUCUCUCGCAAGUUUGCCAGUCAGUUCAUCCUUACUGAGCAAUUUGGCGCUAUUAUCACUGGCACCUUUUUUGGAUCCCAACAAGAAUUCGACGGGCUCAACAUCUCUGCCAGACUACCGAGCAACGAUGAGUCUGUCCUCGAACUCAAAGACUGGCUUGGCGUAGUCGGGCAUUGGGCUGAGGAUGUCGCUCUGGACAUUGUUGGUGGCAUUCAAUCCAACUUUUAUGCCAAAUCACUCGCCUACACUGAAGACGACAUCAUCCCCGACGACGGUGUUGACAAACUCUUCCAAUACAUCGACAAAGCGGACAAAGGCGGAGCUGUCUGGUUCGUCAUCUGGGACCUAGAAGGUGGAGCUACUAACGAUGUUGCGCCCGACGCCACAGCAUACGGCCAUCGGGAUGCUCUCUUCUACCAUCAGGUGUACGCAGUAAAUCCCUUUGGCAAUGUCAAUGCCAAGACAAAGGAUUUCCUAGCUGGCGUCAACAACGUUAUUGCAGACGCACUUCCGAACAACGAUAAGGGCGCAUACGCAGGCUACGUAGAUCCGGCUCUAGGAGAAAAUAGUGCUAGCCUGUAUUGGGGUGGCAACGUCGAGAAACUGCGUCGGAUUAAGAAGGAUAUAGACCCAUUGGAUAUAUUUCACAAUCCUCAGAGCAUCAGGCCUGCGGAGUAGGUGGACGACAAGAGCUCCUUAUCCAUCAGGAAAAAUAUGAUCUCAUCUCUAUGGGCUUGUGAACAGAAUGAGAUUAGACAACUAGGCUUUGAGGCUUCCUCUUGCAAACUCUUUAUAUCUUUAUACCUGAGUACUUGUCCACAAUAUCAACCAAUCACCAAUCUUAUCCUUGCACAGACUGGUUGUUCUUCUUUUCUGUAGUUAUCAUUGGCAAAUGGAAGCAUAAGCU
This is a messenger RNA of Dothidotthia symphoricarpi CBS 119687, 1754 nucleotides long. RefSeq names its product Glucooligosaccharide oxidase. The record is from RefSeq and is a predicted model, not a curated record. The transcript is spliced from 3 exons. Gene Ontology annotation, molecular function: oxidoreductase activity; FAD binding. The coding region runs from base 101 to 1525 and encodes 474 amino acids. Lineage: Eukaryota; Fungi; Ascomycota; Dothideomycetes; Pleosporales; Dothidotthiaceae.